This is a messenger RNA of Hevea brasiliensis (rubber tree), 798 nucleotides long. Its product is annotated as intracellular ribonuclease LX-like. Gene Ontology annotation, cellular component: extracellular region. NCBI's taxonomy places the organism in Eukaryota, Viridiplantae, Streptophyta, Magnoliopsida, Malpighiales, Euphorbiaceae. Gene Ontology annotation, biological process: RNA catabolic process. The transcript is spliced from 3 exons. Bases 28 to 798 code for a protein of 256 amino acids. Gene Ontology annotation, molecular function: RNA binding; ribonuclease T2 activity. The record is from RefSeq and is a predicted model, not a curated record.
UUGCUCCUUAUAUAAAGGAGUCAUAUCAUGUUCUCUUUUCAAAACCAACUUAUAAGCUUUUCAAAACCAACAAUGAAGGUGCCUACUUAUAUCUUCUUACUCACUACUCUCUAUACUUUUACUAUUGCUGCUAGUGUGACCACAUAUAAUGCUUUUUAUUUAGUGUUUUGGUGGCCACCGUCUUAUUGUAAAUCUAGUGUUCCCAGCAAGUGUAAUAAACCUUAUAAAGAUGAUAAUUUCACUCUCCAUGGAAUGUGGCCUGUCAAUAUCGGUGGCCGUAGUCCUAAUCCUAGGAAAUGCAAAGGACCUCCCUUUGAUGCUAACAAGCUGAUUAACUCUCCCAUUAUUGGUGAGUUAAACAAGUUGUGGCCAAAUUUCGAUGCCAAACAGUCUAAUAAUAAGUUAUGGAAACAUGAGUGGGUUGAACAUGGCAUUUGCACUGGUUGGGACCUAUUCCAGUACUACAAGAAAUCAAUAGACAGGGUUGAGCAAGUAAAUAUUCUCAGAGUAUUGGAAACAGCAGUAUUAAAACUUGUUAAAAUUCUUUUAUUGGAACAGGCAUUACUCCAAACAAUGCUAAAAUACAAUAUCGAUGAUAUUAAAAGAGCUUUCAACCACCUGACAAGACCCAUCAUACAUUGCAAUAAAGAAAAGUCCAAUCCGGAGAAGAUGUUAUUUCAAGUAUAUUUCUGUCUUGAUAGGAAUGGAGAACAAUUUCAAGACUGCCCAUUGAUGCCAGAGAAUGAAUUAGUAUUUGGAUGCAAGACAGGAGAUGAAGCUGUAUUUCCUUCAGCAUGA